AUGGCACCACUUUCGGAGAGAUAUGGACGAGUACCGGUGAUGAGAUCUGGAUGGAUGCUGUUCAUCAUCCUCAACGCCGCGUGCGGCUUUGCGACCAGCCAAGCCCAGCUCUUUGCCCUCCGCCUCCUUGCUGGGCUCGCUGUCGCCGGGCCGAUCUGUCUGAGUCAAGUGAUCCUUGCCGAGAUGUGGGGCAGACAGUCUAGAGGUACCCCCUGUUGCUUGAACGCGCUUGUCGUCGUCGUCGGCCCGUCUAUUGGUAACGUCUUGGAUAUUGGUAAUACUAUUCCUUCCAGAAAGGCCAAGCUGCCCGUUACCACAAAUGCCACUUUCCAGGUGUCUGAUAUCAGGUUGAGCGAGAUCACCAUGGUCAAUAAUCAUCAGCCACACAUCAUCGAUUCCGCCUCCAAAUCUGAUGAUCCCGAACCAACGCUCGAAAAAUCUACAAGGCCAUCAACUCCCGCCGAAGGAAGCUCUAAAAAUUUGGAUCAAUAUCGCAUGAUCUAUUCUUUGUUCUACAUCGUUCAGACCCGAAUCAUCUCGCUGUAUCACCACGACCUGAAUGAGUCGAUCCAUCUAAGCUGCCUGCACGUGUUGUCGAUGUCGCUUGGUGCAAUCUGUGCAAGCAAGCUCAGCACCCGGGGCCUGUCGGCGAUUUGUGACCGGCUCGGAAUCGUCUCAGAACGCUCGCGGGAUCAGCCGGAGUAUAAACUCCGGUGUAUGCUCCCAGGAAUAUUACUCCUCCCUCUUGGCACUUUUUGUUUUGGGCUGAUCACUAACCUCAAGAGCUCAUGGCUGUUACCAGAUCUUGGCCUCUUUUGUCUUGGUGCAGGUGUGAUCUUUGGAUUCCGGAAAGCUGGUUCUUACAUUAUCGAUACUUUUGGAGACCAGGCUGCGUCGGCUCUGGCUGCGAUGCAUCUGAUACGAAGAAUCGAAAGUUUUGUGAUCCCAUUGGUCAUCAACCUGACUAUCAAGAGCAGGAUAAGAAGACUGCCUGUCUUUGGAGACUAG
Puccinia triticina is the source of this 1008-nucleotide messenger RNA. RefSeq lists its product as uncharacterized. Bases 1 to 1008 code for a protein of 335 amino acids. Gene Ontology annotation, biological process: transmembrane transport. The record is from RefSeq and is a predicted model, not a curated record. Lineage: Eukaryota; Fungi; Basidiomycota; Pucciniomycetes; Pucciniales; Pucciniaceae. Gene Ontology annotation, molecular function: transmembrane transporter activity. The transcript has 8 exons.